AUGACCAUGCAAUUGCGAAAAAUGAAGCCCUAUUUACAGUCCCUUCUGCGAGUCGCGCCCCGUCCGAUAAUCACAUUGUUCCGAGAUCUGAGCCGGUUUGACGACGAGACGAGACAGAGGGCGCGUCUGGAAUGGCGCGUCAUCGCAGACGGCGAGGUUAACAAGGGUCUAGCUUUCACUAUCGAAGAGCGGCAACGCUUGGGCAUCCUUGGACUAUUUCCUGGCUCCGUGCGGACCAUGGAGGACCAGCUGUUCGCCGCCAAGGCCAAUAUUGAUGCUCGACUCAACAACCUAAGUCGCGCCCAUUACUUGAACGCCCUGCACAACCGUCACCGGAGGCUCUACUACCGAUACUUAAGGGAUAACAUUGACGAUGUGAUGCCUAUUAUUUAUACUCCUACUGUGGGCGAUAUUGUGGCCACCUACGGAUUAAACUUUCAGUUUGCCACGAGUAUGUACAUCAACAUUACGGAUCGUGGCCACGUGAAUGACGUUUUGCAGAACUGGAUUGAGGAGGACGUGUCGGCGGUGUGUGUCACGGAUGGCGGAAGGAUAUUGGGUCUUGGGGACAUGGGCGCCCAUGGGAUGGGAAUAUGCUGUGGCAAGAUGAUGUUGUACACUGCGUUGGCCGGCAUCCAGCCCAGAGUUCUUAUGCCGAUCUGCUUAGACGUUGGCACCGACAAUCAAGAGCUACUCCAAGAUCCCUUGUAUGUGGGCCUUCGGAUGCCACGAGUUAAGGGCGCUGAGUAUGAGGAAUUGGUUGAUGAGUUUGUAAAGGCGGUAACCCAUCGCUAUGGCCUCAAAACUCUCAUUCACUUCGAGGACUUUGCCACUCCGAAUGCUUUUAAGUUUUUGGAUAAGUAUCGGUCUUCGUACUGUGUCUUUAACGAUGAUAUCCAAGGUACUGGAUGCACGGGGUUAGCUGGGUUCCUCAACGUGGAAAGGAUCACUGGCAGGAAGCUGGAUGAGACCAUCUUUCUCUUUGUCGGAGCCGGCAGUGCAGCCGUCGGUAUUAUCCUAAUGCUGAUCAGCGAACUGAAGCGACGAGGAGUUUCCGAUGACGUUAUUUCCGAAAAUAUUUACAUUUUCGAAGCCUAUGGCCUAAUCACCUGUGAAACGGAGAAUGUGCCAGAAGUAGUGCAGCAGUUUCGUAAGCCCGUGAAGCCACUAGCUGAUUUGGCUGCCGUAGUGGACUUAGCGAAGCCUAAUAUACUGUUGGGUGCCACGGGCAAGGCUGGCAUUUUCACCGAAGCCGUCCUCAAGAAUAUGGCCAAGCACAACGAGCAACCAGCGGUCUUUGCUCUCUCCAAUCCUACACUGCUAUCGGAAUGUACCGCCGAACAGGCUUAUACACAUACUGAGGGUCGUGUUCUUUUCUGUUCCGGAUCGCCAUUCCCUCCGGUGGUCAUUGACGGCAAACGCUUCGAGCCCGCCCAGGCAAACAACUGUCUCACCUUUCCGGGAAUCGCCCUGGGGGCCAUUUGUAGCCAAGCCCGCACCCUGCCGGAUGAGGUCUACUCGGUGGUGGCUCAUGAGCUUUCCCAAAACACAUCCCAGAAGAGGCUGGACGCAGGAGCUCUGUAUCCCACCAUAAAGGACGCCAGUACUGUGGCGUUCAAAGUCGGCGUAGCUGUGGCCGAAUUCUUAUUCAAUAAUGGUCUUUCUCAUCUCUCUGUUAUUCCCGAAAAUAUCUGUGAGUAUGUAAAGAACCGGCAGUACAUUUUGGAGUACCGGGACGCCUUGCCACCGAUGUGGCCCUAUCCCGAAGAGCCACCAACUCCGCCAAAGCGGGAAAAGGAGAAGAAAAAGUAAACUUGGUGCCAGGAUAUCCAGGACCUACAUUUUCGUUUAUUAACUGUGACAAAGCAUUGAUUUCGGUUUUGUGCAAUUAGUUCUAGCCACACACACACUGGCGCUUAUGCAGACACAUACACACGAAAGGACACGAUAAAUGCCCGACAUUUUAACGUUAUUAUUGUCCUGUCAACGGGAAGCCAGCCAGUUGACAUGCCCGUGCGAUUGUGUGUGGGUGUGUGUGUGUGUGUAUCCUGCUGAUUUGCAUAUAAAAUAGGACGAAAUAUCUGCUCACCAAAAAUGUCAA
Drosophila ananassae is the source of this 2101-nucleotide messenger RNA. RefSeq names its product NADP-dependent malic enzyme. The transcript has 4 exons. Bases 1 to 1812 code for a protein of 603 amino acids. Gene Ontology annotation, cellular component: mitochondrion. The record is from RefSeq and is a predicted model, not a curated record. Gene Ontology annotation, biological process: pyruvate metabolic process; malate metabolic process. Gene Ontology annotation, molecular function: NAD binding; malate dehydrogenase (decarboxylating) (NADP+) activity; malate dehydrogenase (decarboxylating) (NAD+) activity. Lineage: Eukaryota; Metazoa; Arthropoda; Insecta; Diptera; Drosophilidae.